CCAUCCUGAUGUUGUCAAUUCGCCGUAAUUUCUUUCUCAUUAGCGAACGAUCUCGUGUCGAAUUUUGAGCAGAGACAAAAAUUAAGACCAACGCCAUGAUGAAGAUGAAUGCAGUCUUUUACUUAGCCCUGAUGUUCGGUCUGGGGACAUGUGGUGUGUUGAAAAUGGAGCCGAUGGUAAAUGAAGACAAAAUUGAUGAAGUGAUUAAUGAUCUAGAGAAUGCUAUUGAAGAACUCAAGGCUGAUGAAAAGCCAACACAAAAUUCGAAUGUCGAUUUUGCUGUGGAAAAUACGAAUACGAAUCUGUUUUUUAGGCCGAUAAUGAGAUGUGCUUGGCAUAAUCGUAUAGGCGCGUGUUGCUUUGCAUUCCAUUUCACUUCGACACGAGUAUGUGUGGCAAUGAUUGCCAAUUAUCCUCACCUACAUUAUCUAAUUAAAUCAGGUGCCAGACAUGUAGCUGUAGGUUAUUUAAACAGUAAGUAUCAUUCGUUUAAAUGAUAUAAUUGUUGUUUUCUGAAAUAAAAG
This is a messenger RNA of Octopus bimaculoides (California two-spot octopus), 524 nucleotides long. RefSeq lists its product as uncharacterized. Lineage: Eukaryota; Metazoa; Mollusca; Cephalopoda; Octopoda; Octopodidae. The record is from RefSeq and is a predicted model, not a curated record.